AUGGAUUCAUCAUCAUCUUCAAGCUUCAUCAUACCAGACAGCCCACCAACAGAGCAGCAGCUCAACUACUGGAAGCAGAAGCAGCAGCAGAAAGCUCGCAGCUCGGCUGCCACCUCCGCUGCCACAGCUGCCGCCUCCGCUGUCUCCGCCGCCUACUCCUCCGCCUCACCCCUGAAAAGACAGGGAAUCUUCGUUCAACGAGAGAGGGGUGAGGAGAUCGUGAUUCUGGACACUCCUCUGCCACAAUCUACACCGCCUACCUGGGUGCCGCGACGAGCGGUGCUGGCAACUCAACCCAGCAAGCAGCCGGUGAAAAGGAGGCUAGUUUUCGAGGACAAGGGCGUGCUCACUCAAUCAAAGAAACGUGUGCCAGAAGAGGACAGCUCGAUCGUGCCUCUCUUGAGGGAGGAGGAGGAAGUGGAGACAGAGGACGAGGAUGAGAUGCAAUUGGAGAGCUUUCUGGAAUUGUUGAAUAGCCGCGUCGAGAAGCCAUGGACGCCUCUCUGCUAGUUGGAAGAGGGGUUGCCAUAUCCGAUAUGUGACGUGAGAGAGGCGUCCAACCAGCACAGGCGGCGAAUUAUGCUCAAAAUCCGGGUACCCGGACUACGUACAACAGAUGUUUAUC
Nilaparvata lugens (brown planthopper) is the source of this 625-nucleotide messenger RNA. RefSeq lists its product as uncharacterized. The coding region runs from base 1 to 510 and encodes 169 amino acids. NCBI's taxonomy places the organism in Eukaryota, Metazoa, Arthropoda, Insecta, Hemiptera, Delphacidae. The transcript has 2 exons. The record is from RefSeq and is a predicted model, not a curated record.